AUGUACUACUAUGAAUGCGAGAAGGAUGGUCCGUAUUUGAAAAGCCGAGCCAAGGGUUGUAUAAGUCAUGACAAGCAAAGAAGAGUCCCCAUUGGACAACGAGAUGACUUUGGAGAUUACAUAUAUGAAUGCCGUCUGAAAUACAAUGGAACAAUUCAAAUGUGUAGUGUCGGUUGUAUACAUAAAGGAGAGCAUUACAAAGUCGGAGAUCAAUGGCCGGAUGGUGAAUUCGUCUAUUAUUGCAAGUCAAACGGUGGCCGCAGUCAGAAGGUGUGCAUUGGUUGCCAACAUCGUCAAAAACGACUUUAUGAUGGUGAUAGAUAUCGUGAAAAUGAUUCUGUCUACGAGUGUGAGAUUCGUCCAGAUUCCUUUGGACAUAAACCAGUAGCAUGUCUGUCUAAGGAACUUGAUGGUUCAAAGGUUGAGCGAGUAAUUGGAUGUAGAUGGUACCUGCAGUCACCUGAAGCAAAGAUCGAACAGACGUGUGAGCUUGAUGGUACAGGUACAAAAACAGCCGUCCGAACGCUUGGCUGCAUUUACAGGCACAACCUUACCCGUGACGGAGCGAAAUUGGAAGUGUUCGAUGUGAAUCGGCUAGCCGAAUUCACCCAGGGAUUAACGUACGAUCAACCGCGAGGGAAAUGA
Molecule: messenger RNA, 645 nt
Organism: Haemonchus placei
Lineage: Eukaryota; Metazoa; Nematoda; Chromadorea; Rhabditida; Trichostrongylidae
Source: the annotation of a GenBank genome assembly